Molecule: messenger RNA, 1738 nt
Organism: Wyeomyia smithii (pitcher-plant mosquito)
Lineage: Eukaryota; Metazoa; Arthropoda; Insecta; Diptera; Culicidae
Product: transcription factor grauzone-like
Exons: 3
Coding region: 100-1608 (502 amino acids)
Biological process (GO): regulation of transcription by RNA polymerase II
Cellular component (GO): nucleus
Molecular function (GO): zinc ion binding; DNA-binding transcription factor activity, RNA polymerase II-specific; RNA polymerase II transcription regulatory region sequence-specific DNA binding
Source: RefSeq, a predicted model, not a curated record
UGUUCACGAUGAUUUCAACAAAGAAGAACAAGAAAAAGAAGUCCCCCUGUUUAUUAUUUUUAUUUACAAGCCCAAAUCGUGUUAUCAGUUCCGCACAAAAUGGAUCAAUUUUCAGAUCGAGAAAAUCCACCCGAAAGUGAAUCCAGUGCUUGUUUUACCUGUUUCCGGCUAUCACAGGAUCAGUUGUGCAUACUAAACAAUACCGCUAUGGGUGCCAACAUCGCAGAUUUACUGAUAAAAUACUUCUGGUUCCAACGCGCAGACUUUCGCCAAGAUCACAAAAUUUGCCGGCAUUGUUGGAAGCAGUUGAGCGAUUUCGAUUGCUUCUACCAAGAAGUGCAGCGUAACUACGAUCAGCUGCAGUUUGUCGGAAUUAAGCAAGAACCCGUAGAGAAAUCCGGUGUCAGCGUCAACACACAAGAUUUGGUCGGGGUUGAAGUGGAUGUUUCGCUUGCGGCCAACCAGUUCAAGCAGGAAUGCCAAUCCGAAGAUGAAAAUGACUUGAAAUCAGAACGCACGCUAGAGUCGGAAGAUUCUACCGAGCAAGAAGAGCUGAAACUAAGCGCGAAACCGAAACGAAAAUAUACUAAAAGGAACAGUAGUGACACUCCUAAGAAACCCAAAGCCACGAAUUAUCAGGUCAAAAGUGCGGAACAACUAGCGAAGGAGGACGAGAUUAUCAAGACCCAUGUGCAGUAUCUCUGCGAGAUAUGCGGAAUCAAUUGUUCGACUUUCACCCAGUACUUGAAGCAUGCUUCGGAAAAGCAUGGGCCUACAGGCUUCAUCGUAUGCUGUGGUAAGCGGUACUUCAAAAAGGUGCGUCUGCUGGAGCACGUUCAGCAGUUGGAAAACCCCAAUCGAUUCAAGUGCGAUAUUUGCUUCAAGAGUUUCAUCAGCAAUCUGGGCAUUCGAAGACACAAACAGGAGAUGCAUCUGCCGGAUGAGCUGAGAGUCUACCGUUGCGAACGUUGCCCUAAACGAUUCGCCAGAGAGAAGCAACUUCAGGCACACCUCAGGGGGCAUGAGACUCUGGAUAAUGCUACUGCCAAGUGUCAUGUUUGUGAGAAGGUAUUUCCAACGGAAGCUCUGCUGAAAACGCACGUCAAGAUUCGCCACACGCGUCCCACCGACUUCAUCUGCGAUGUUUGCGCGAAAGGAUUCUAUUCCAAAACGGAAUUCCUGCGCCACAAGCAAUCGCACGAACUGAGCCCGGCGGAGCUGCGCGUACAGUGUGACAUCUGCCAGCAAUGGUUGAAGAAUCAAAUCAGCUGGCGGAAGCACUACAUCCGGCACCAGCAAGGUCCGGCCACCUGCGAUCUGUGUGGUCACGUAUCACCGAACAAGGCAGCACUGUCGGGUCACAAACGUCACCGACAUCGGGAUGCCGGUCAGCAUAUCUGCCAAGAGUGUGGUAAGGAGUUCCGUAAAGCAUUGACCUUGCGAGAGCAUAUGGCCUCGCACACCGGUGAGGCACUGUACUCGUGUAGCUUCUGCGAGCGAACGUUCAACUCGAACGCCAACAUGUUCACGCACCGGAAAAAGAUGCACCCCCGGGAAUGGUUGGCCCUGAAGAACGCCCAGCAGGGCGUGAUUGCAUCCGUGGAAUAGAGUUCCGAAAUACUUUUGAAAUCUGUUUUUAUUGAAAAAUACCGAAAUUCAUCAAAUACGAUUUUAUUGGAAAAAAUGAUCCAAAUGCAGAAAAAAAAAUCUACUACGAGAUAGAUGGAGCUAGUGUUAA